AUGGCGACUACCCAAAGUCAACUGAUGACCGCGAUUCGUCCUUAUUUGCAUGUUUUUUCCAUUUUCGCGAUCACACCUCCAGUUGCGUGUUUUCAGAAAUCCUUAAGAAAAAGUUGGUGCUCGUACUUGGUGCCAGGAUAUGCUUGCUAUACCUUGGUCAUAUUUUUAAUGGUGAUGUAUGAGUGUUACAUAAACAUGACUGCAUUGGAAAGGGAAAUCAAAGACUUUAAGGUGGAGGACUUCACUCUGUUUAUGGGAAAUACUCACAAGAUUCUCAUGGCACUUGUGCUGUUUUGCAAUCAUUUAAAUAUGCUGACUCAAUGGCGGCGUCUUAAGAACAUCUUCAAGGAUAUGGGUGAUCUGGACGAACAGGUCGACAAAGCCUUGGAACAAUAUGGAGGGAUGGUUUCCCUCGGGAAAUUCCGAUUGCGUUUGGCUCUAGGAGUUGGAUGGUGGAUGUGCUUCUGCGUUGUGGCCAUUCCUUAUUUAACCCACCUGGCUAUUGGAUCCUAUGUGGGGUGGCCAAACAAGGUUCUCACACAGUUCAUACUGGUUAUGAUACAACUCAAGGGCCAGGAAUUUUGUGUUUUCGUAAUUUUAAUUCAGGAGUUCAUACGCCGUAUACGACACACUCUCGAGAAGAUCCUAGAGGAGCUCAUAGACUGCGAGGAAACCGAGGAACUACAAAAGUUGUGCGUUGCUCUGAGGCAGAAUCAGACCCUCGCUGGACGAGUUUGGCAUUUGGUGGAAGAAGUUAGUGGGUACUUUAGCUUUCCCAUGAUUUUUAUGUUCCUCUAUAAUGGAUUAACAAUACUACACGUGGUCAACUGGGCCUACAUAAAGCAAUUAGUUAUCGAUGAUGAUAUGAAAUAUUUACGUCCACUUCGGUGUUUGGUGUUGCUGACAAGUCUUCUAAUAGUUUCUUUUCACUGCGAUCGUUGCAUUAAAGGUUAUAAUAAAGAAAUUCCUCGGCUUCUUCAUCGGAUGAGUACCAUUCCAGCAGCUUCGAGCUUUGUGACCCUAAAAAUGGGCAUACGGGAAUACACCUUGCAGAUGCAGCAUCUUAAACUACAUUUCAGUUGCGGUGGAUUCUUUGACAUUAAUCUGAAGCACUUUGCAGGGAUAGUGAUCACCAUAUACGGUUACGUAGUUAUACUUUUGCAGUUCAAAAUUCAAUCUAUUGCUGAAGAAAAGUAUAAAUUAAUAUUUAAUAGCAGUGCUAGCGAAAUUAUUUAA
This is a messenger RNA of Drosophila bipectinata, 1236 nucleotides long. RefSeq names its product putative gustatory receptor 98b. Gene Ontology annotation, cellular component: neuronal cell body; dendrite; membrane. Lineage: Eukaryota; Metazoa; Arthropoda; Insecta; Diptera; Drosophilidae. Gene Ontology annotation, biological process: male courtship behavior; sensory perception of taste; chemosensory behavior. The record is from RefSeq and is a predicted model, not a curated record. Gene Ontology annotation, molecular function: sweet taste receptor activity.